GUAGUGAAAGAGAAAAAGGAAAAAGAUUUCACGUGUAGCAUGUGCGUAAGCUGGUGCAAUGCAAUGAGAUAAGAAAAUCAAAGGGGUGAUGUUCCUCUCCUCAUUUCUCAUCUAUGCCUCCUCCUACCUCAUCUCACGGAUCUUGCCUCUCCCUCUCUUUCUUUUCUUUUUAUUUUAAUAAUAAUAAUAAUAAUAUUCAAACUGGUGAUCUCAGAACCACAAACACAACCUCUGCAUAUACAUAUAUAUAUAAGAUAGGUUGAGGAGUCCUAUUAAGGUUGUGAAGUUGGAAAUUUCUUCAAAUAUUGUUAUUAUUACCAGCAGCUAGGCACACAUAUGGCAUCUUGGAAAAAGACCAUCGCAACCCCAUUCAAGAAAGCUCGCACUUUCUUCAAUACCACUUCUACUAGGGAUAAUAAUCCUAAUAAUAACAAGUCUCAGCUCCAAGAAAAGGAGAGCAGAGUAGUGAUGGAUCUGCAUGGUGAAGUAAUGGCAUGCGCUUAUGAAGAUGUCCAAGUGAUGUGGUCUAUUCUGGACAAGUCCAACUCCACCUCACCACCCUAUAAAAUCACCUCCAAUUAACCUAUUUAUAUACAUAUAGACUAGUAGUUAUGAAAUUUGAUUGGAUAUAUAUAUAUGUGUAUGUGUGUGUACUGCUUUGUAGAUAAAUGGUACUUUGAGACAUACACAUAUGAUCCAAUUUCAAGAAAAGUGCAACAACAACAACAGAGGUGGAGUUUGUUGCAGACAUCUAGUCCAAUCUUCUUCUUCUUUGGUAUAUAUAUCUAUGUAUUUUCUUUUUUAAAAAAUUAUGUUAGAUAGCGAAUCCCUGUGAUAAAAAUUAAAAAUUCACAGCGAGAUUAUGAAUGAGAAUUGAAAAUUCCAUGUCU
This is a messenger RNA of Humulus lupulus (European hop), 890 nucleotides long. RefSeq lists its product as uncharacterized. The record is from RefSeq and is a predicted model, not a curated record. NCBI's taxonomy places the organism in Eukaryota, Viridiplantae, Streptophyta, Magnoliopsida, Rosales, Cannabaceae. The transcript is spliced from 2 exons. Bases 337 to 582 code for a protein of 81 amino acids.